Messenger RNA from Moneuplotes crassus, 1746 nucleotides. The record is from the annotation of a GenBank genome assembly. NCBI's taxonomy places the organism in Eukaryota, Ciliophora, Spirotrichea, Euplotida, Euplotidae.
CCAAAAAAUGCUUUCGUCUCCAAACAGGAAGACUACUAGAAGAAGUAAUGGGAGUUUGGUAUCAGUAGCUUCAAAUACAAAUCUCUCAUCCAAAAUUUCAAAAAAUCCUAUCAAAGAUGUUGUAAUCUAUGAUCUCCAACAAAGCAGAGGAAGCAGUUUCAAAAGAGCCAGGUCACCCUCUCCUAAGAGUGGGAUUCAAUCCCCACAGAGAUUCUUCCGGAAUAGUGGAAUAAACAAAACUGAACCAAUGGUAAAUCUCAGAGAAAAGGGCUCGAGAGCUAUCAGAACUCUUAAGAAAAACCCUAAGUUUAAAAAAUAAACUUAGAGUAGCUCCUUCCAAGGACUCUCGUAGUUACAAAAGAGUAAUGAAGCAGAGCAAGACAAUUAAGAAUUACAAGAAGGCGCAUAAUCAGAGAUUAUGUCCUUUUUCUUCUCACAGCAAGAUCAAGAAUAUCUGUUUCAUAUCAAUGCAAAAGAAAAUAAUGCUCCAUAAAAAGAAGAAUAAGGACCAAGCAGUCAGAGUUCAUAAAAAUAGAGUUUUCAGACCUAAAACAGAACGAACCUCACAGAUCGGACAGAUAGGAUGUGGAGAGACCGGGGAUAAGGAAUAUUUCGAACUAGAUGUUGAUGGAAAGGAUAAUAUGUUCAAUAUGUCCAUCGAGGAUAGAAAUAAGUCUACAUUGCAGACGUCCAAGCCUACUAAGAAUCCAAUUGAUAUUCAAAAGAUUAUACAUAAUAUGAACCAUAUAUCGACCAAGCCUACUUUAUUAACAACGAAUCCGAUCACAAAAGAAGAUCCUUCUUGGGGCACUGGAACGAAGAAAGCACACGAGUUAGUUCAUCUUGCUGAGGAAAAGGGGUAUUACGAGCAUCUCUCGACAUUCUUAGAGGGAACAAUACACAAAAGGAGAGAAGCAGCUUGCACAUCCAUUGUGCCUUACCCCCAUGAAGAUCCAAACCCUAAGAAAUUCAGAGAUGUGGUGGUUGAUACUGGGGAAUGAUCAUUCAAUUCAUUAACAUUCAAAAACUCCCUUGUGAAAGAACUAUCUCUAACAAAAGUCACUCUUGGGAAUCAUUUAAAGCAGCCAAUGGCGAGCAAGACCUUAGUAGCUAAAAAUAACAGAAUAAAGUCCAACAGUAGAAAGGAAAAUAAGAUUGAAACAAGUUUGAGCCUUAAUCAACUCAGAAGAAAGCGAGCUCGUCCUACUACAGCAAUAGUGAGUUUUAAAGAGAAGAGAGCAAAGAAUCUUCAUCAGCUCAGAAAUGCUAGCAAAUCGAAGCAGAAAUAAAAUGGUUGUCACAAGCCUACUCAAUGAUGAUUUGAAUUAUGGAAAUUUCAACAAAAGGUCAAUAUCUACAAUAGAUGAUCAUAAAAAGAAAUUCAUGUGAAACCAACCCCAAAAAGUCCGCCUCAAAAGCAAGAGAAACUCUCAAACCGGAGAGACCCCUCCACUCCUCUAUCGAAAGGGUAAACUCCCCAGUAACCUCAAAAACAAAUAAGCCUACCAAGGGUGGACUUAGCCACUACAAGAAGGACUUAACAAUAGACCCAUAUUCGCUACAAAAGUCUCACCAGCUAAAGAAUCUAUACACAAAAGACAGCUCUAAAAUCUAGACUCAAACUUGACUUCAACAAUGACCUAGUGGUUGUCUCCCGAUGUAAUGAGUCUAGCAGUAAUGCAUCAGUGCAGUAGAAAGUAGUCAGCAAGGCAAGAGCCCAGUCAGGGAUUUUGGAUAAGGAAUUUU